Messenger RNA from Cololabis saira (Pacific saury), 18295 nucleotides. It is a transcript of the gene fat3a, whose product is annotated as FAT atypical cadherin 3a. The record is from RefSeq and is a predicted model, not a curated record. Bases 219 to 14180 code for a protein of 4653 amino acids. Gene Ontology annotation, cellular component: cell-cell junction; plasma membrane. The transcript is spliced from 32 exons. NCBI's taxonomy places the organism in Eukaryota, Metazoa, Chordata, Actinopteri, Beloniformes, Belonidae. Gene Ontology annotation, molecular function: calcium ion binding. Gene Ontology annotation, biological process: homophilic cell-cell adhesion.
CGAGCGUGGGUUCAGCCCCGCAGCCCCGCAGCGUCGCGGGAUCUGGUUAUGGUCGGUUCUGCGGUCGGUUCUGCGGUCGGUUCCGGAGUCCCACGGACGCCUUCGGCAGCAGGUCCGGAACCAGGACGAAGGAUGGAUUAUGAUGGAUUCUGUCCUGAUCGGGAUUCUGAGAAUAAGACGGGUAUCAAGUAACUUCACAAGGACCAAGUUAUGAUGGGAUGGAUUUGAAUAUGGGCAAAUGGACAGGCAUGCACGCCUCCCUCCUUGGCCUGGCUCUUCUUCUGUCCUCCCUGAUCUGCAUGCCGUCAGCCUGCUACGGCCAGAAAGCCCACGAAGUUCCUCAGGAUGGGUCCAACUUCAGCUUCACCCAGUCCGUCUACCACGCCACCAUCUACGAGAACUCGGCCGCCCGGACCUAUGCAAACAGCAAAGUUAAGCUGGGCGUUCACCUCGACAAGCGCUCGCUGGAGAUUCGUUACAGAAUCACCUCAGGAGAUGACGAAGGCUUCUUCAAGGCUGAGGAGUACGUACUGGGAGACUUCUGUUUCCUCAGGAUCAGGACCAAGGGGGGCAACGCAGCCAUCCUGAACCGAGAGAUUCAGGACAGCUAUGUGCUAACGGUCAAGGCCUUCGUCAAGGGCGAGUCCUUCUUGGAGACCUGGACGAAAGUCCACAUCCAGGUGUUGGACAUGAAUGACCUGCGGCCCUUGUUCUCCCCCACCACGUACUCGGUCACUGUUGCAGAGAGCGCCCCCCUCAGGACUAGCAUAGCACAAGUUACUGCCACAGACGCAGAUAUUGGCUCCAAUGGAGAGUUUUACUUUUUCUUCAAGGAGAAAACCGAACUUUUUGCAGUACACCCAACCAGCGGGGUGGUUUACGUCAGCGGGAAGCUGAACGUCGACGAGCAGAGCCGCUAUGACUUGGAGAUCCUGGCGGUGGACCGGGGCAUGAAGCUGUACGGGAAUAACGGUGUCAGCAGCACAGCCAAGCUCCUGGUCCACGUGGAGCGCGUGAACGAGCACGCCCCGGUCAUGAACGUGGUCCUCUACAGCUCGUCGAGGCUGAGUGAGGACCCCGUGUACGCCAUGGUCACUGUUGAAGACCUGGAUGAAGGUUUAAAUGGAGAAAUUGAUUCGGUUGACAUCGUGGAUGGAAACUCAGGGCAGUUUUUUGUAGAAAAAUAUGAAGAAGGCGAGUUUGCCAUAAAAGCCUUUGAGACUCUGAAGUGGGACGUGUUCCCCCAGGGCUACAACCUCACGCUGCAAGCUAAGGACAGGGGCACCCCCCCAAAGCUGUCCUCCUCCAGGGUGGUCCGCGUCACGCCGGCGCCGCGCCAGACCGCAGAAGCUCAGUUUGAGCAGGACUUAUAUGACGUCCAUCUGAGUGAAAUCUCACCGCCGGGCAUGGUUGCAGUCGCCGUGAAGGUCGGACCCGAGCCCGACCACCCCCAGUAUAUCCUCACACCUUCUGCAGAUGCAGCAUUAUUUCAAAUUAACACCUUAACUGGUGUGAUCUCCACCUCCGGCUGGUUCACCCAGGUGUCCCAGGGGGUUUUUCAUCUGGAGGUGCUGGAAGUCGACAGCGAUCUGAGAGUGAAAGUGCUGGUUACCAUCGACGAUGCCAACGAUAACGCACCGACGUUCGCUCGGUCCUCCUACGAGGUUUUUGUCAAUGAAAGCAUUCCGGUUGGGACCAGCGUUCUAGCGGUUUCCGCCAUAGACGAGGACGAAGGUGAGAACGGUUACAUCACCUACAGCAUCUCCAGCCUGCAGCCGCUACCCUUCAAGAUCAACCAGUUCUCCGGCCUCAUCAGCACCAGCACAGAUCUGGAUUUUGAGUCCACACCAGAGAUGUUUAUGUUUGUGGUCCGAGCUUCUGACUGGGGGUCUCCUUACAGACGGGAGAGCGAAGUCAACGUAACCAUCCACCUGGAGAACGUCAACGACAACCAGCCGCUGUUUGAGAAGGUAGCUUGCCAGGGGGUGAUUUCUGCCGAUCUCCCCACUGGGGAGGUCAUCACCACCAUGUCUGCCAUCGAUAUCGAUGAACUGGAGCUAGUAAAGUACAAGAUCUUGUCAGGCAACGACCAGGGCCACUUUCAGCUCAACCCCGAUUCGGGGGUCCUCACAUUGCGCCGUUCCUUUGCCACGCUGGGUCCAAAAAAUAGUAACUUUAAUUUAAAAAUAACAGCCACAGAUGGAGAGAACUUUUCCGAUCCAAUGUUUGUCAAUAUCUCUGUUGUUCACGGGAAAUCUCUCCCCAAACACUUCACAUGUAAGGAAACGAGGGUGGCCCAGAAGUUAGCCGAGAAGCUGCUCAAAAAGUCCAAACCUGGCACCAGGUCUAAGCUCGAGGAAGGUUUUAUCGACCUUUUCUCCGUCAAUCGCCAAACGCCCCAGUUUGACAGGACGUUUCCCACAGAUAUCUCGGUGAGGGAAGACCUGGAGGUUGGCUCAAGUGUUUUCCAGGUGAAUGCAUACGAUGGGGACACUGGGUUCAACGGUCAGAUCCUGUUCUCCAUUUCAGAUGGAAACACCGACAGCUGCUUCAAUGUCGACAUGCACACCGGUCUUAUGACUGUCCUUCUGCCCCUAGACAGAGAAAAGCGAGACCACUACCUCCUCAACCUGACCAUUUAUGACCUGGGACGUCCGCAGAGGUCAGCCUGGCGUCUGCUCACGAUCCACGUGGAGGACACCAAUGAUAACGCACCCCAGUUUUUGCAGGAAGAAGGCUACAGAAUAGUCAUAGCUGAGAACACCGCCAUUGGUAGCGAGGUCAUCCAGGUGGAGGCCACGGACAGAGACCUGGGAACGAACGGGGAGAUUGUGUACACCAUUUUGACAAGCACCGCCCAGUUUGGCAUCAACUCCACAAACGGGAUAGUGUAUGUUGCAGGCCCGCUGGACAGGGAGCUGGUUUCUAGUUCUAACCUGAAGAUCGAGGCUCGAGACAUGGCAGACGAAGGAACCCAGAGGUUUUCUGUGACCACGCUGAAAGUCGUUCUGGAGGAUGUGAAUGACUGCCCCCCCCUGUACAUCCCCAGCGUGUACAAGGCCAGGGCUCUGGAGGAUCUUCCAGUUGGAACCGUUGUGGCCUGGCUGGAGACCCAGGACCCAGAUCUGGGGCUCGGAGGCCAGGUCCGGUACUCUCUGGUUAACGACCACGAUGGAUGUUUCGAGUUGGACAGGACCAGCGGAGCCAUACGGCUCAUGAAGGAGCUGGACUACGAGAGCCAGCAGUUUUACAACCUCACGGUGAAGGCCAAAGACAAGGGAAGGCCGGUUUCUCUUCUGUCUGUUACCUUCGUUGAGGUGGAGGUCAUAGAUGUGAACGAAAACCUCUACGCUCCCUACUUCUCCCCCUUUGCUCUGACAGGAUUAGUCAAAGAGAACGCCCGCAUUGGAACUACUUUGCUCCAAGUCAGCGCCCACGACGACGACGGCGGCAGAGACGGGGAAAUCCACUAUUCCAUCCGCGAUGGGAGCGGACUCGGACGAUUCUCCAUCGAUGAAGAGACAGGAGUGAUCUACACCACCGACAUGUUGGACCGGGAGACCAAGGACUCCUAUUGGCUGACGGUGUACGCCAGUGACCGUGGCGUGGUCCCUCAGUUCACGACCAUCGAGGUGUUCGUGCAGGUGGAGGACGUCAACGACAACGCCCCGCUAACAUCCGAGCCGGCGUACCGGCCCUCGGUCCCCGAGAAUUCCCCGCGAGAUGUUUCGGUGAUCCAGAUCCAGGCCCAGGACCCCGACGCCGCCACUCCCGCUACUUCUCAAGGACUCAGCUACCGGAUUAUGAGUGGAAACCCACAGAACUUCUUCUUCAUCAACCCCCGCACGGGCCUGAUCACCACCACGUCACGGAAACUGGACCGAGAGCAACAAUCAGAGCACGUUUUGGAGGUGGUGGUUUCAGAUGGCGGUCCUGGUCCCCGGCAGAGUACCGUGUGGGUCAUGGUUCAGGUCCUGGAUGAAAACGACAACAGACCCACGUUUCCUGAGAAGGUUUACCAGCUCAGACUCCCAGAGCGAGAGCGCAGGAAGAAGGCGGAGGCCAUCUACCGAGUGUUUGCCUACGACCACGACGACGGGCCCAACGGAGACCUCUCCUACAGCAUCGUGGACGGCAACGAGGACGGCAAAUUCUUCAUUGACCCUAAGACGGGUGUUAUAUCAUCACGGAAGGCCUUUACCGCGGGUGGCUACGACAUCCUGACGAUCAAAGCAGCGGACAACGGGCGUCCUCAGAAGGCGUCGACCGCUCGUCUCCACAUCGAGUGGAUCCGCCGGCCGCCCCCGUCGACUCCCCCGCUGCUCUUCGAUGAGCCGUUCUACAACUUCACCAUCAUGGAGAACGACCAGGUGGCCGCGAUCGUGGGCGUGGUUUCCCUGCAGCAGAGCUCAGCUCCCGUGUGGCUGGACAUCAGAGCUUCCAGGUCUUUCCGUGAGAUGUUCUAUGUUCUGCAGAGCGCUGCUGUCAGGAACUCUUCUUCAGAAGGUGGAAACAUCGACAGCGUGUUUGACGUGGAGAAGACGGUGGGGACUGUCGUCAUCGCUAAGCCGCUAGACGCAGAGCAGCGCUCCUUCUACAACCUGAGCGUCGUGGCCACGGACGGAACCAACUCUGCCUCUGCACAGAUCCACAUCACAGUUCUGGACAACAACGACAACGACCCCGUCUUCUCCCAGCCCACCUACGAGGUCACCAUCUCCGAGGACACGCCGGUGGACACGGAGGUGGUCCAGGUCCUGGCGUCGGACCGCGACGAGCAUCACGAGCUCACCUACUCCCUGCAGAGCUCCAUCGACCCCAGCAGCAUGCGUCUGUUCCGCAUCCAGCCCCAGCUGGGAACCAUCUACAGCAGCCAGACGCUGGACCACGAGGCCUGCGCCCAGCACAUCCUCACCGUCAUGGUGAAGGACCAGGAGUUCCCGUACAGAAAGAGUCUGGCUCGUGUUCUCAUAGAAGUGGAGGAUAUAAACGACCACGUCCCUAUUUUCACCAGCGCGCUGUACGAAGGUUCAGCCUACGAGUCUGCAGCCGUGGGAUCGGCUGUGGUCCAGGUUACCGCCCUGGACAAAGACAAAGGCAGGAACGCAGAGCUGCUCUACUCCAUAGAAGCAGGGAACACUGGAAAUGCGUUCCGCAUUGAGCCGGUUUUGGGGAUCAUCACCGUUGCGCGCCACCUGGACUUGUCCAACAUCGGACAUUAUGUCCUGACCGUCAGAGUCACGGACAACGGCGCCCCCUCCUUGUCCACCACCACGAUAGUCCGGAUAGCCGUCACUCUGUCGGACAACGCCGGCCCAAAGUUCCCUCAGCCGGAGUACCAGACAGAGAUCCCGGAGAACGUGAGGGUCGGCACCUCCAUCACCACCAUCACCGCGGUCAGCCAGUCCACCCUCACGUACGAGAUCAAGCAGGGAAACUCAGAACGGGCUUUUCAGAUAAACCAGUACAGCGGCGUCAUUACGACUCAAAAGCCCCUGGACUUUGAAACCACAGCUUCCUACACCCUGGUGGUCCAGGCGGCUAACAUGGCUGGAAUGCUCUCCAAUGCCACGCUGAUAAUCCAGGUUGUGGAUGAGAAUGACAAUCCCCCAGUGUUCCAGCAGCAUCAUUACCGGGGCAGCAUCAGCGAAGUGGCGCCCAUCAACAGCGUGGUGUUGAACUCAGACAACCUGCCUCUGGUAAUCAGAGCCAUCGAUGCCGACCGGAACCAGAAUGCUUUGUUGGUUUACGAGAUUGUCGAAGACACGGCUAAAAUGUUCUUCACCGUGGACCUGGGAACCGGCUCAAUUAGAACCAUCGCUAACCUGGAUCACGAGACGUUUCCCACCUUCAACUUCCAUGUUCAAGUAAAGGACAACGGCAGGCCACAGUUGACCGCUGAUAGUCCAGCCGAGGUCACCGUACAAGUGAUUGACUCUAACGACUCACCACCUCGUUUCACCCAGAGCGCCUACGAGUCGGUGGUGCUACUGCCCACCUACAUGGGCGUCGAAGCGCUGCAGGUCUCGGCCGUAGACCCUGACAGAUACGUUCCUACAGAGCUCACAUACUCCGUGGCUGACGGAGCCCUGGAGAACUUUGCCAUCAAACCCACCAGUGGAAUUAUCGUCGUCAAAAACAGCAACUUCUCCAAAGAGCUAUUUCGCUUCACCGUCAGAGUUUCUGACGGUAAAUUCUCCAGUACGGCCUCGGUGACAAUAAUUGUCCAAGAAGCUCUGGACUCUGGUCUCAGCUUCAGCCACAGCAUUUACUUCUCAUCUAUCCAAGAGAAUGUGUCAAACAUCACCACAGUGUCUGUGGUGAAUGCUGUGGGAAACCGUCUCAACGAGCCGCUGACGUACACCUUGCUGAACCCCGGUACGCGGUUCAGAAUUCGCCCGACAUCUGGUCUCAUCCAGACCACAGGGAUCCCCUUUGACCGUGAAGAACAGGACUUCUACGAGCUGAUCGUAGAAGCCAAAAGGGAGCACGAUCGUCUGCAUGUGGCCAGAGUUAUGGUCAAAGUUCAAGUUGAAGACAUCAACGACAACGCCCCCGUGUUUGUUGGUCUUCCGUACUACGCAGCUGUCCAAGUCGAUGCCGACCCCGGAUCGACCAUCUUCAGAGUCACUGCAGUGGAUGGGGACAAAGGCAUCAACGGGGAUGUGUCCUACCAUCUCAAGGACGACUACGAUCACUUUGAGAUUGAUCAGAUGACAGGAAGCAUCAGCCUCAAGAGGUCUUUUGAGUCUGACUUGUCCAGUAAGGAAUACCAAAUGGUGAUAUACGCCACAGACGGUGGCGUCCAGCCUCUGUCCUCCACCGUGGAGUUUCCCAUCACUGUCGUCAACAAAGCCAUGCCCGUCUUUGACAAAUCCUUCUAUUCUGUUUCUGUGAAUGAAGACGUGGAUGUGCACACACCCAUCCUCAGCGUCAACGCUACCAGUCCUGAAGGUCAGAACAUCAUCUACACUGUCGUUGACGGAGAUCCAUCUCUCCAGUUUGACGUGGGCUUUGAUACUGGGGUCAUAACCGUCAUCCACUCUCUGGACUACGAAGCCACGUCGUCGUACCGUCUGAGCAUCAGAGCCACCGACUACCUGACCGGUGCCCACGCAGAGGUUGACGUCGAUAUCUUUGUCCAGGAUGUCAAUGAUAACGCUCCCGUCUUCAACAAGUUGUCCUACAGGGUGGUUUUGUCUGAAACAGCCAUGAUUGGAACUCCUGUGCUGCAAGUCGUUGCCACGGACAAAGACUCGGAGAGGAACAAUGCCGUCCACUACCGGAUAUUCUCAGAUGUUCACAACAGCACGGACUACUUUCACAUCGAUAGCAGCAGUGGGCUGAUUCUGACGGCACGGAUGCUGGACCACGAGCUAGUCCAAGAUUACGUUUUUGUCGUCAGGGCAACGGACAACGGUUUCCCAGCGCUGAGCAGUGAGGUUUCGGUGAUUGUUGUGUUGAAUGACAUGAAUGACAACCCUCCGGUCUUCAACCAGCUGCUCUACGAAGCCUACGUGAGCGAGUUAGCGCCAAGGGGACACUUCAUCACCUGCGUCCAGGCCUCCGAUGCCGACAGCUCCGAUUUUGACAAGCUGCAGUACAGUAUCCUGUCUGGAAAUGAAAGGAUGAACUUUGUGAUGGAGAAAGACACAGGAAUCAUCACGUUGUCGGGGCACAGGAAGCAGCAAAUGGAGCAGGCCUACAGCCUGAACAUAUCCGUGUCGGACGGGGUUUUCACCAGCACUGCUCAGGUUCAUGUCAAGGUGUUGGGGGCCAAUCUGCACAGCCCAGUGUUUGAACAGAGCACCUACGAGGCAGAGUUAAGAGAGAAUGCUGCCGUGGGAACCAAGGUCAUACAGGUGAAGGCGACAGAUGCAGACCCUGGAGAGUUUGGCCACAUCAUGUACUCCUUAGUUACCGAUGUGGGUAAUGACCAGUUCAGCAUCGAUGCCAGUGGUCAGGUCAGAACGGUAGAGAAGCUCGACCGCGAGGACCCGGCCAAUAGGAACAUUGUUCUGAUGGUAGCAGCUCAGGAUUCAGGGGGACGAGUCUCUUACUGUGCCAUACAUCUCACUCUCUUGGAUGAAAACGACAACGCACCCCACUUCAGCGCCACAGAGUACAGAGCUUCCCUCAAACACGAUGUGGCCAAAGGGUUUCUGGUGACCCAGAUCCAGGCUCACGAUCCUGACCAAGGCUCAAACGCAAAAGUGAUGUUCUCCCUCUACAGCGAAGCCCACGUCCCCGUGGUGGACAUCCUGGAGAUCGACCCGGUGAACGGCUGGAUGGUGACCAGAGGCAGCUUCAGCCACCUCAGGAACUCUGUGCUGUCGUUCUUCGUGAAGGCUGUGGACGGAGGGAAUCCAGCCCGGCACUCUCUGGUGCCCGUCUACAUCCACGUUCUCUCCCCUGACGCCUUCAUCCCCACCUUCAGCCAGCAUCAGUAUUUAUUCGGCGUACCAGAGAACACGCCCAUCGGUUCAGUCAUUGGGUCGGUUCACCUCGACAUCCCCGACGUUCAGACUUCAUUCUCUGCUACUUUUGCUGCAGUGAAUGGAGAAACGGCAGAAAACAACCAGGACGGGGUGUUUUUGGUGGACAAGCAUACGGGAGUGAUCAAACUGGAUAAGCCCUUGGACCAUGAAGCCACUGAGGCGUUUUACUUCAAAGUUGUUGCCGUGGCUCAACAAACCAGGCUGGAUUCUGUCUCGUACGUUGAUGUUGAAGUCAGAGUUUUGGAUCUCAAUGACAACAAGCCGGCCUUUGACAGCACCUCAUAUGUUACUUCUGUCAUGGAAGGGAUGGCCGUCGGAACCAGAGUUAUUCAAGUCCAGGCACGAGACCCCGACUCGGGGGCCAAUGGUCAAGUCACGUACAGACUCGGGAGCUUAAUCCAGUCAAAAAGGGAUUCGGAGACGCUGCAUCGGACCUUCAGCAUGGACAGCAACACCGGCUGGAUCUCCACACGCAAGGACCUGGACCACGAGACCAGUCCGUCCUACGUGUUCACGGUGGUGGCGUCGGACCUCGGGGAGAGCCUGUCCCUGUCCAGCACCACCACCGUGACGGUGUCGGUGUCCGACGUCAACGACAACCCCCCCACCUUCAUGGAGAGGCACUACUUUGGCUCGGUUCUGGAGAGCGACCCCCCCGGCGAGGUGGUGGCGGUGCUGAACACCAACGAUGACGACAGCUCUGCCGUCAACCGACACGUCAGCUUCCACAUCACCGGGGGGAACUACCGAGGAGUGUUCGCGCUGGGCCUGGUUCAGGGUGAAUGGAAGAUGUACGUGAAGGGCCCGCUGGACAGGGAGGAACGCAACCUGUACGUCAUCAACAUCACGGCCAGCGACGGCCUGUUCGUGUCCCAGACGGUGGUGGAAGUGAUGGUCCUGGACACCAAUGACAACAGCCCCGUCUGUGACCAGGGAGUGUACAGCGCCCAGGUCCCGGAGGACCUGCCGGUCAACAGCGUCCUGCUGAGGGUCGGAGCUACAGAUGCAGAUGAAGGAGUCAGCGCUCAGAUCUGGUACUCCCUCCACGGCCCCGGAUCCCAGGACUUCAGCAUGGACCCAGAUACCGGUGAGAUCAGGUCUUCGGUGUCCUUGGACCACGAGACCACGGCCAGUUACCGGCUGGCCGCCCAGGCCACCGACGGCGGCGGGCGGUGGUGCCGGGCCGAGGUGCAGCUGGCGGUGACGGACGUGAACGACAACCCUCCCAUCUUCACCCUGUCACAGUACACCACCAGCAUCUACGAGGACACGCUGCCCAAAGCCCUGCUCACCCGCAUCCAGGCCAUCGAUCCGGAUGAAGGUCCAGGUAGAAAGGUGGUGUAUUCCCUGAGCGACUCAUCUGGAGGCCUUUUCUCCAUCGAUGAGUUCUCUGGGAUCGUGGUCCUGGAGCGCGUCCUGGACCGGGAAGUCCAGCCGACUCAUCAGAUCACAGUCAGCGCCUCUGAUCGGGGUUCCCCCGUGGCCCUUCACUCGCUGGUCAACAUCACCAUCACCGUGCUGGACAUCAACGACAACCCGCCGGUGUUCGAGCACCGGGACCAGCUGACCACGGUGCCGGAGGACGUGCAGGUGGGCGGAGAGAUCCUGAGAGUGUUCGCCGCCAGCAAAGACAUCGGGACCAACGCUGACAUCACCUACAGCAUCAGAUCUGGAAACGAGCACCGGAAGUUCCACAUCCUCCCCAAAACUGGAGCCAUCCUGGUGGCCCAGCCUCUGGACUACGAGACCUGCAGGGACUACUUCCUGACGGUGGAGGCCCGAGACGGCGGCACGCCCCCCCUGAGCGCCAUCACCAUGGUGAACAUCAACGUGACGGACGUCAACGACAACGCUCCCAUCUUCAGCCACGACCUCUACAGCGCCGUGGUGUCAGAGGACGCCAACGUCGGACAGUUUGUGACACAGCUGACAGCAGAGGACGGAGACAGUCCCCUGAACGCUGACGUCUUGUACGCCAUCAUCAGCGGAGACCGAGACACGCAGUUCUACAUCGACCCGGUGGCUGGAGUCAUCAGAGUGAACAAGCAGCUGGACCGGGAGAUGGCCCCCAGCUACUCCCUGACCAUCAGGGCCGUGGACAACGGGAUCCCAGUCCUGUCCUCCACCGUACUGGUCAACGUGGACAUCUCAGACAUCAACGACAACCCGCCCACCUUCUACCCGGCCAACCUCACCACCGUCAUACAGGAAAACAAGCCGAUCGGUACCAGCAUCCUGCAGCUGUCCGUCAUUGACCAGGACUCCUCCCACAACGGCCCCCCUUUUUCCUUCAACAUCCUGUCGGGGAAUGAGGGCCAAGAGUUUGUCCUGGAGAGAGAUGGAACGCUGGUGGCCAACCAGGUGUUCAGACGGGACCUGGCGACUGAAUACGUGAUCCAGAUCCAGGUCUCUGACUCCGGGAGACCCCGUCUGUCCUCGUCCUCCACGCUCACCGUCACCGUGAUCGAGGAGAGCCUGACUCGGCCCGUGGCGUCGCCGCUGGAGAUCCACAUCGUCACCAUGGAGGACGAGUUCCCCGGGGGCGUGAUCGGCCAGCUGCACGCCUCGGACGCCGACCCGUACGACGCGCUGACCUUCGGGCAGGCCCCGCCCGCCCAGCGCAGCCUCUUCAAGAUCAGCCCCCACGACGGGAAGAUCAUCGCCCUGGGGGGGCUGGACGCCGGCAGCUACUCGCUCAACGCCAGCGUGAGCGACGGCCGCUUCGUGGUGCCGGUGCCCGUGAGCGUGAAGGUGGAGCAGGCCACGCUGGAGAUGCUGCACGACGCCGUGACGGUGCGCUUCGAGAGCAUCACGCCGCGGGACUUUGUGGCGCGGCACCUGAAGAGCGUGCUGAAGGUGAUGCAGCAGGCGGCCAUGUCGCAGCAGCAGGACACGCUGCACAUGCUCAGUCUGCAGCCCGUGGGCGGGACCACGCAGCUGGACAUGCUGGUCGCCGUGGAAACGGCGGCGGGCGGCUACUACAGGGCGGCCUACCUGACCCAGAAACUCAGCGCGUCACGGCGGAAGCUGGAGGAGCUGCUGCGGGUGUCGGCCAUCUUGGAUAAGAACUGCUCGGGUCUGGAGUGCCGCGGGGCCCAGUGUGACCAGACCAUCAUCCUGGACUCACACAACCUGGACACCUACAGCACGCCGCGCUUCAGCUUCGUCUCCCCGCGCUUCCACCGGACGUCGCGCUGCACCUGUAGCGAUGCCAGAUGUGCCGUGGUCUCGGAGCAGUGCGAGGACCAGAUGUGUCCCGCAGACAUGCAGUGUGUUUCAGCGGAGGCCGCCAGGGGCCGCUACGUGUGCCAGUGUCCGCCGGGGAAACUGGGAGAGUGUGCAGGACACUCGUCGCUGAGCUUCUCAGGCAACAGCUACAUCCGGUACCGGCUGUCGGAGCGGCUGCAGACGGAGCUGCGGCUCACGCUGAGGAUCCGGACGCUGCAGAGCCGAGGGAUCGUCAUGUACAUGCACACGGAGCGCUGCGUCAUCCUCAGGCUGGAGGAUGGGAAGCUGUGGCUGCAGUUGGCCUGCUCUCCUGCGGGCGGUGCUGCUGGUUCUCCUGACAUGCUGGGCCUCUCUGGGCGGCGCAUCAACGACGGCGGCUGGCACACGGUGGCGCUGGAGCUGCGGAGGAACUUCAGCAGCCUGGCGCUGGACGACAGCUACGCCGAGCAGCGGCACGCCUGGUCGGCCCCGGUCUUUUCCGCCGACAGAUCCAUCUACUUCGGAGCACUGGUGCAGCCCCCCAACUCCCGCAGCCUGGUGGACCCUGAGCGGGACCGGCAGGUCCUGGAGGGGUUCCAGGGCUGCCUGGACUCCGUCCUGCUGAACAACAAGGAGCUGCCGCUGCAGAACAAACGCUCGCUGUACGCAGAGGUGCUGGAGCUGACGGAGCUGAAGCUGGGCUGCAUCCUGUACCCAGACCCCUGCCUGCACCAGCCCUGCCGCAACGGAGCCACCUGCAACACGCUGCCCUCCGGUGGAUUCUCGUGCAGCUGUCACCCCCAGUACACCGGAGGGAGGUGUGAGAUGGAGAUAACGGUGUGCGUUCCCAACCCUUGCCAGAACAGUGGGGUGUGCAAGGCCAUCGGCAACGCCUUCCUCUGCAGCUGCAGGAGGGGCUUCAAAGGUCUCAUAUGUGAGGAAGAUGUGAACGAAUGUGACCGAAACAACCCUGAAGGUGAGUGUGAGAACGGCGGCACCUGCAUCAACACUCCCGGCUCCUUCUACUGCAACUGCACGCCGGGCUUCGUGGGCCAGCGCUGCAGCCUGCGGCCCGUCGUCGUCCCCAACAUGCAGGCGGGCCACGCCGUGGUCGGCAAGGAGGAGCUGAUCGGCAUCACCGUGGUGCUCUUCGUCAUCAUCAUCCUCAUCGUCCUCUUCAUCGCUUUCCGCAAGAAGGUUUUCCAGAAGAACUAUUCGCGGAGUAACCUGUCUCUGGUCCAGGACCCGGCCACGGCGGCGCUGCUCAACAAGGCCAGCUGUGUCCAGUUUAAGACCCUACACUGCACCCCGGGAGAUCACCUCAACCUGUACUCGGAGCCGGGCAUGGAGCCCACCAUAGUGGGGGGGAUGGGGUUGAUGGGACCCCCGCAGGUCCCGGUGAAGCCCAUGGCCUACACGCCUUGUUUCCAAGGAGACCCGCUGUCCAAACUGGAGAAGAUGUCCGACGGGAACCUGGCGGAGCACAUGGAGAUGAGCACCUUCCACCCGGACUCACCCAGACUGCUGUCCGGGGUGACCAGCAGGGGGGUGGUGGUGUGCAGCGUGGCCCCCAACCUGGCACCGGUGUCACCCUGUCGCUCCGACUGCGACUCCAUAUGCAAGAGUCCUCUGUCCAGUGAUGAAGGGAAGAUGGUUGACAUGACAGAAGAAGAAACCCAUUUCUCAGGGAGCAACAAAGGCCGAAACUCAGAAGUCCAGUCACUGAGUUCACUUCAGUCCGACUCCUUAGACGACAACGCCUCCAUCGUGACCGUCAUUCGACUGGUCAAUGAUGCAGUCGACACAAUUGAAAGUGAAGUGUCAGUUAUGGACCAGAGUGAACCCUUCAACCGAGCAUACCACUGGGACACGUCGGACUGGAUGCCGAGUACGAGGCUGUCAAACAUCGAGGAGAGCUACGAGGCGAGUUCUGGCGGUGAAGGGGUCACUUUGGCGCCUUGUCUCAGAGGAGGGACCCAUGAACUGGAGUCGGACUACUACCUGGGAGGCUAUGACAUUGACAGCGACUACCCUCCAGCCCAUCAGGAGGAGUUCCUGAGUCAAGAGCAGCUGUCCCCCCCGCUGCCCUCCGGGGAGGACUACUCCGAGCCGUACACGCCGUUGCUGACCAGUCUGACUAAGGACAACGUCCUGAGCUCCGGCAGCAGCAGCAGGCACCAGCACACCAGGCCGAACUUCCACCCCAGCCAGUACCUGCCCCCCCACCAGCUGCCCACCGGGGAGGGACCCCACGGGGACUCGGGCUCCUCGGCAGGCGGGGUCACACCGGUCAACGGAGAUGUCGGUGACUCUUUGUGGCGGAGCGUGCGGCUGUCGGUCGGCACAUCAUCGGCCUCGGACGUGUCGGCCCCCGGCGGGCUGGGCUCCGAACACGGCAGCGACUUCGAGAGCAUGGACGAGCUCCAGCGAGGCGUGACCAUCACCACGGAGUCGCAGCAGCAGACUGAGGUGUGAAAGAUGUUCAAGAAGGUCGAAGCAGGUAGAAAGCUCAAGGACGGAGACGUUUCAUCUGCACAGCUCAACCACCUUCCAGACAUAAACAGUCAUUUUAAAACCACGCUUUUAUACUUCACACGUACUGUACUCCCCCAAAACCACGACCGGCCAUGCAAGCGUGUGGUUCCUGGUCGGAUGGGGAUGUAGUGGUGAAGGUAAAAUGGUUUGAUUAAGAAUGUAAAGAGACGUUAGUUCAGGAGAUGUGCUACUAACGGACACCUAAACCAGCCGAUGCCUGUAGGCCCGGCCCAUCUGCGACCUAAACGGGCCCCAUGUUUCAGGCCCUUUAGUCGUCAGAUGGCCCUCGCAUGCAGAUGUGGGCUGGGAAAAGACCACCUCGCAGAAUCCAAGCCACUUCCACCCACGGUGAGGGUACAGAGUUGGGCUGAAACCUCGCUCUGAACUGGCACAACAGUUUUUUUAAUACAACGAAAAAACAUUUUCUUUCAUCUUUGCUUUGUAACGUUUACAGAACCAGCAGGACCUCACUGUUCGCUCCAGAAAACUGUGACGUCACAGUUCAAACAUGAAUGUGUCUACUGUUGAGUUUCCUCAGUUGUGCCCUGGACCUGCACCACAUCCCCGGAUCAUGACACUGCCACCGCCGUGCUGGAGCACAGCUGCAGAGGCAGGACAGGUGAAACCCGCUGGAACAGAUAGGUUCUCUGAUCUCCAUCUCAGUCACAACAUGCCCCCCGACGCUGCUCUUCAGAUGGUUUCUUAGGCCCCGUUUACACUUCUCAUCAUCUCGAUCAUUUCUCAAAGUGGAGAUUUGCAAAAACUCUGUCUUCACGUUUACUUGUAAACAGAGGGAAACGGGCAUUUAGGCUUCAGAACGUCACAUUAUGGGACAGAAACGUCACCAGCGUCAUGUGUGCGACCUGUGUUUACAAUUUGUUUGGCCACCAUCAAUAUUUUGUUGUAUUUUACUUGUUUUAUAUUCUAACUCGGCCAGCAUGACUUUAUGCUUCUCGUUACACUGCCCCCUGUAGGUUUGGCAGCUCAUUGCACCCCUUAACAGCGUAUUUAUGCAGGUUCCUGUAAAUGAUGGUAUUUUUCAAAACGUAGAGGGGGAAAUAUCCAUUUUUGUAAAUACCCGGCUAUGUGUAAAAAUGGCCUUAGUGGAUCAUAGUUCUGGAGGGAAAAGUAGGGUUCUCCUGGCAGCUACCAGCUGGUCGGAGCUCCGUCAGCAGCGGUGACAUCAACCAGAUCCUCCUGACCUUUGGGUGAAGUCGUUGAUCCAAGGGCUCUCCCUUGCUUUUUCCUCCAGAACGGUGAAUGUUGGACAGGUGUUUGAAAUAAAGACUUUAUAAUAGUUGUUGUGACUUAAAUGAAGAUCAGAUCAAUUUUCAUCAUCAAUAAAUGCAGAGAAUGGACUCGUUCCAGGGGUUCCUGUUACUGUAACCGCCAUGUUUGUGAUGGAGCAAGACCACAAGUCCUCUUCAGUUUUGCACUCAUCGGUCCAUAGCAGAGUGUCCUCAGAGAGACGGGUCCACAGCUGUCGUAAACGGCCACAGGACUCUAUAUCUCCACCUACGUUUCAUAGUUGGUGCUACAGGAAGCGUCAGUCCUGGACGUCCCCCACGCGCCACGUGGUGGGUUGUUUCGGCCCAUUUUCCGUCGCAGCUGACUGAGACUGAAACAUGAGGUCUGCAGACCAGGGCCAGUAGGUCAGGACCACCAUCCUCUUUGGUUUAUUUCCAACCUUUUUAAAAACAAAUGUAUGUAGUUUAAAACAUGGUUUGUGAUAUUGUUUUAAAAAAAAAAAUCACUAAAUUAAAGCCACUCUGCAGUAAUAGUUCAUCUGACCACAGGGGGCAUCGCAUCACAAGAACGUUCAUGGGGGAUCCUCUGGCGUUGGACGAUAGACUGGAUCCAAUUCAAUUCGUAUUUAUAUAGCGUCUAUUACAACAGAAGUUGUCUCUAGGAUGUUUCCAGGUAGGGUCGCCACCCAUCCCUUGAAAUAUGGAAUUGUUACGUAAUUGGGAAUUCAAAGUUGCAUUCCGUAAUGAACCAAUACGGACAUAUUAUAUUAUAUAUUAUUUAUUGAUGUCAUAAUAUACGGGUGAAGGUCAGAAAAUUUGAACAUAUUGCAAAACUUAUUUCCCACUACAUUCAAAGUGAGAUAUUUCAAGCCUUUAUUUGUUAUAAUUUUGAUGAUUAUGGCUCACAGUUUAUGAAAACCCCAAAUAAAAAAUCUCAAAAAAUUUGAAUAUUUUAUUAAAUCAAUAAACAAUUCAAUCAUCAAAAUUAUAACAAAUAAAGGUUUAACAUAUCUUGCUUUGCAUGUAAUGAAACGAUGUAAUAUAUUAGUUUCACCUUUUAAGUUGAAUUAUUGAAAUAAAUGAACAUUUCCACCUUCACCUGUAGGCUAUAUUCUACAUCUUGACUGAUGUGGACAUACUUACUUACUUACAUUUUAUUUGAAAGAUACCAUGUGUAAUUAAAAACAUAAAUGCAAACAUUUGAUGCAUUGCACCAGAGUUAGCCUUAGGCUAAUUUGCAUCUGCAGUCCCUUGGUACAAAUAAAUACGUAGCAUAGGAGGCUAUUUCAGCUGCUAGUAUAGUUGGCUGUCUGUACAGUCAUGCAAGUUCAAUCCUAUUAAAGCACUUUAAACUUUAAAUCAAAGCAUUUUGUUUUUUCAUAUAAAAUACACAUUUUUAUGCAGUUUAGAAGUUUUGGGGAUGGCCCUUUUUUUUUUGGCGCCUGUGCUGCUGAAAUCGGGGCGUCCCUUAUUUCUAUUUCUGAAAGGUGGAAACCCUAGGAACCGUCCACCCCUGAACUCAGUUUGAAAGACCAGUUGUUGCCCCUGGUGUAGCACCCAGGGGAGCGACCUGGUAUUGCAACGGCUGCCGGACCGCCAACACUCAUUGGGGGAAGUGGCGUCCCCAUGUGGUCAGAGGUGGUACUGCAGAGACAGGCUUUAAAACACAAAAGGAAAUGCAAAAAAAAAAGUCAUCUAAUUAAGUUGCCAUGGUAACGGAAACCCUGCGAACGUCGCCUGGCAGCCACUGUAGCAUCGGUAAUUUAUUUAUUUAAUGUCUAUAAAAUCUUUGUUGUGAAUGUCGGAGAAGUGAUGUUUUGUUUUCCACGAGCAGGAAGUGCUCCAUCUGUGGCCCCUCUGGGAUAUGAGCGGGUUGAAGGGGGGCUCCGGUCACCGGGGCUCCGUGGGAACCAGCCUAGGCGGUUCUGCUCCGCUUCAUGGACAGUGAAUUGGCCCGUAACGGGUGUCACUCCUGGGUCACGCGGGUCCGGAACCCAACUGGGGGACUCGCAUGGACUUAGCAUAGUGCUAGCAUGGCCCUAGCAUAGCGCUAGCAUAGCGCCAGCGGCCCGUCCCACACACGGGGCACCGGUUCUCUCUCAGCCGGGCCUCGGGUCCAGCCGCCGGCUGGACGUCACUGCCUUUCACAGUCUCUGUUUCAGAAGAAUGUAAAAAUACGGAUGUUCCCUCCGCGUCGCCCGUCCCGCCGACUCGAUGACCAGCCUUCUUCAGGUUUCCCUCUGUUUCCUGUGAUCUGUUUCACGUUUUCCAAACGUCCGCGUCCCCCCAGCUUUGCUGCAUUUGGGACGCAUGGCCGCGUGUCCAGAGGAAGCUGUACGGUUACCUGAUCCCCCUGCGGGUUGGGCCUCGGGUCCGACUCCCCCCCGUCCCGUUUUCUGGACAGACUCUGUGUUUCUGUGUAAAUCUGUGUACAUAGCUGAUUGUUAAAUGCAGAUUUUGUAGAUAUGGGACUGCAGUCCGGAGCUGCCCGUGGGUUCCUCUCGCACUUUGACGCGACUGCGGAGAUUCUGGGAAACCCGUUCGGGCCUCCUUGCUUCUCUGCCUCUAACUCUUGGUUCAAGUUGUUUUUGAUGCUUUUAGCGUUGGUUUUUUUAUUCCUCGCGGAGGACGGUUCAGUCAAAUAACCGAACUGUGUACAGUUUAAAAUCCUGAUGUUACAUCUGUGGGUAAAUGAAUGUGGUAACGAGGACUCCUUUUGUUCACUCCUUUUCAUCUGGAAUGUUUGUUUUUCAUUUGUUUUCAGAAACAGAGAGAAAACUGCCUCCCGUCUGCAUACAUUUAAUAAAU